Ilyonectria robusta is the source of this 876-nucleotide messenger RNA. RefSeq lists its product as uncharacterized. The transcript has 2 exons. The coding region runs from base 109 to 699 and encodes 196 amino acids. Lineage: Eukaryota; Fungi; Ascomycota; Sordariomycetes; Hypocreales; Nectriaceae. The record is from RefSeq and is a predicted model, not a curated record.
AUGGGGACUCGACGAUACGUCACAAGUCACAAUGCUAUCUGCGAGGACAACGACGAUGAGGCACUGAGCUGCCACUGCGGAUCAGCAGCAUCGGCGUAGCAAUGCGCGAUGUCCCAACAUGAGUUGCUGCUGGGGCGUGCUUUGAGGGAGGAAAGAACGGGAGACAACAACGAGAAGAAGAAGGUGGAAGCCGCAAGCUGCCACGGAGUCGGAGGUAGCGAACGCCGCAUUGUCACACUGCAGGGCUUUGGAGGGGGGGGCUUGGAAGGGGGGGGUUUCCUUGGGGCCUUUUGGGCCGGCCGGGUCUCCGGCCGAGACAAUAGCUUCGUUCCGGGGCGAAUCGCCGCAAUACAUACGGCAAGCGAUGGCGACGGCUGGAAGGCAAACAGCGGUGCGGACCCUAAUCUAGAGGCGCCCCCUGAGCAUCCUUGGUGCCAUAGGCGCGGCAGAGUUACCGCCUUUCUAUCUUCAACCUCGGCUUCGGACCAAAUCUCUCUUGUACAACCCCAGCAUGCGAAAUGGCCGGUGGUGCGGCCGAGCUACAGGCCGCCUUCUCUGAGACAUUGCGCGCAUGCGUGUAUUGAUCCCACCCAUUUCGUUUCAGGCGGCAUGGCUAGAUUCGAAGCAGUGAUGAGAAAUCGAGGCAGCAUGAUAGCUGGACGGCGUGAUGUGAGGUCCUCCUCUUCCCCACGAUGCUAACGCGAGCUGCACGCAAUUGGCAAGGGUCCCAGCCAGCCCGGUCUCCAAGGCACCCCAAAAGGCUCGGGGGGUCCAUGAUGCGCCCAGAGUACGGCCCGUUGCCGAUUCCGACCCUUCGCUCCACGCCCAGCUCGACUAGCGACGGCCCCAGUGCGGCCCCAGUGUUGCUGCAUCAUG